This is a messenger RNA of Staurois parvus, 303 nucleotides long. Lineage: Eukaryota; Metazoa; Chordata; Amphibia; Anura; Ranidae. The record is from the annotation of a GenBank genome assembly.
AUAUCUGCUCUCACAGGACCCUGCAUUCACUAUAUCUGCUCUCACAGGACCCUGCAUUCACUAUAUCUGCUCUCACAGGACCCUGCAUUCACUAUAUCUGCUCUCACCGGACCCUGCAUUCACUAUAUCUGGUCUCCCCGGACCCUGCAUUCACUAUAUCUGGUCUCCCCAGGACCCUACAUUCACUAUAUCUGCUCUCACAGGACCCUGCAUUCACUAUAUCUGGUCUCCCCAGGACCCUGCAUUCACUAUAUCUGGUCCCCCCAGGACCCUGCAUUCACUAUAUCUGGUCUCCCAGGACCC